Molecule: messenger RNA, 1704 nt
Organism: Xenopus tropicalis (tropical clawed frog)
Lineage: Eukaryota; Metazoa; Chordata; Amphibia; Anura; Pipidae
Gene: mxd1
Product: MAX dimerization protein 1
Biological process (GO): negative regulation of transcription by RNA polymerase II
Cellular component (GO): nucleus
Molecular function (GO): protein dimerization activity
Source: RefSeq, marked provisional
GGGUCUGUCAGGAGACGAUAAACAAAAAUCCCGAGAGCUUCCAGCAGUAUAUACAUUCGGGUACAGAGGCACCGGGAGAACAUUUGGGCGCAAAGAGGGGAUAAAGGCAGCGAGCCUAGCAGAUACUCACCCCCUGUCACACAGUACAAUCAUUAGGCCGUGCUUUUAGUGACUUCCUCUCGGACACUAUUAUUCCGUGCACUGUCCUACCCUGUAUCCUCUCGGUGUCCGUCACGUCUGUCCCUGGCUCUCUCUCUCUCACCCCCUGCUUACUCCCUGGUGCUGGGAAAAUGGCGGCCCCGGUCUGUGUCAACAUCCAGAUGCUUCUGGAGGCGGCGGAGUAUCUAGAGCGGAGGGAGAGAGAAGCCGAGCAUGGUUAUGCUUCCAUGUUGCCUUACAAUAGCAAGGAGAGGGACGGCUUGAAGAGGAAAAGCAAAUCAAAGAAAAGCAGCAAUAGCAGGUCAACCCACAAUGAAAUGGAGAAGAACAGACGAGCCCAUUUAAGAUUAUGUCUGGAAAAGCUAAAGAUAUUGGUUCCUCUUGGACCUGAAUCCAAUAGGCAUACCACAUUAAGUCUAUUAACAAGAGCAAAGUCGCACAUUAAGAAACUUGAAGAUUGUGACAAAAGGUCUCUGCACCAAAUUGAACAAUUGCAACGAGAACAGCGACAUCUAAAAAGGCAGCUAGAAAAAUUUGGGGUGGAAAGGACGCGCAUGGACAGUAUAGGGUCAGCUAUGUCUUCAGAACGAUCAGACUCGGACAGAGAGGAAAUUGAUGUGGACGUAGAAAGCACGGACUAUUUAACUGCAGAUCUGGAUUGGAGCAGCAGUAGCAGUAGUGUGAGUGACUUGGAUGAGAGGGGGAGUAUGCAAAGCAUCUGCAGUGAUGAAGGAUAUUCCAGCUCUGGUCUUAAGAGGAUAGAACUACAGGACAAUCCCAAAAUUACAGCUCUUUAAACAGCCAAUCAGAGAAGAUAAAAAGGGGAGGGGGGAAGGAUGGUUGCGAGAGAUUUCUAGCAGUUCGUCACACUACUCCCAAUUGCUCUCACAUCAGACACUGUUAUCUAUUGGCUUUCACACCAUUAUCUUGCACGUGAACUUGUAAACUCAGACCUUCCAGCAGUCUGUUUCCCUCCCCCCUUUUCCGAAGGAGCUGUAUGGGUUUCAGUUUACACUCAAUAUCACUUGCUAACCCAUCAGCCAAAUCUACUCGAGAAGACCACAUUCCAGAAUCACCAGGAAGCACUCAAGAGGAAAAAACUAUCUAUAUUAUUUACUGGAAAUGGUUGUUGGCUGAUAAACAAGAUAACAAUAUUCAUCCAGCUGGUACCUGGUCUAUUGCCGGUACAAUUGGCCCAGUUAAAAGGUCAUAAUAUCUCCCAGCAACACCAAAACUUUUUUUUUUUUUUGCUUCACUUCACAUCUGGAAAAUGGUAUGAAGGAAUAUGUCAAAAGAAUCUUGCUAUACGGCAAGACCUUUAGUUUACAGCUACUAUAAUAUCCAAUAAGAAGCCACCAAGGAAAUCUGGAUGGGACUUUGAGUCUUGAUUCAGUGAUUUUGGCUUAGAACAGUGAGAAUGCUGCUAUUAUAUUUUUUCACAGAAUCGUGCAUCUAAUGCACCAAACCCAGCACAGUCUAAAUUGCAACGCUGGCGCCUUCUAGCCUUUAUUCGGAGAUCUAUAAAGCCACUUGCUAUGUCUAUUA